AUGGGCCAAUCCAAGAUCACGCUCUACGUCGACGUCGUCAGUCCUUUUGCGUAUGAAGCUUUCCACAUACUGCAGAACGAGCCCGUCUUUAAAGAUGUGCAGGUCAAAUACGUGCCCAUCUUCCUCGGCGGGCUCAUGAAAGCUUGCGGCAACACGCCCCCCAUCAACAUCAAGAACAAGGACAAGUGGAUCCAGACCGAGAAGCUCCGGUGGGCGCGCGCCUUCGACGUGCCCAUGGCCGCGGCGAGCCCCGCCAACUUCCCGCCCAUGACGCUCGCCCUGAUGCGCGCGCUCGCCGCCCUGUCGGCGCACCAGGAGGGAGGGGGCCAACGGCUGCUGGCCGCCGCGCUCGCCAAGCUGUGGCACGCCCUCUGGGUCGAGCACGCCGAGGUCGAGAAGCCGGCCGUGUUCGGGCCCCUGCUGGCCGCGGUGCUGGGCCGCGAGAGGGCGGAGGAGGGUGAGUCCGACCUGCUGCGUCUCUUUCAUUUCAUCUCCGUUCACGUCUCUACUCUCCUCCUCAUGGCCGAGGCCUCGACGUCGGGCAAGACGGCGCUCAAGGACAACACGGACAGGGCGUUCGAGGACGGCGCCUUCGGGCUCCCGUGGAUGGUGGCGACGAACGGCGCCGGGCAGACGGAGGGCUUCUGGGGCGUCGACCACAUGGCCCAGGUGCUGCAGUUCCUCGGUCUUGAGAAGCCAGGGCAGGGAGGCUGGAGGUCGGUCUUGUGA
Molecule: messenger RNA, 729 nt
Organism: Neoarthrinium moseri
Lineage: Eukaryota; Fungi; Ascomycota; Sordariomycetes; Amphisphaeriales; Apiosporaceae
Exons: 5
Coding region: 1-729 (242 amino acids)
Biological process (GO): glutathione metabolic process
Cellular component (GO): mitochondrion; peroxisome
Molecular function (GO): glutathione peroxidase activity; glutathione transferase activity
Source: RefSeq, a predicted model, not a curated record